Molecule: messenger RNA, 576 nt
Organism: Colletotrichum truncatum
Lineage: Eukaryota; Fungi; Ascomycota; Sordariomycetes; Glomerellales; Glomerellaceae
Source: RefSeq, a predicted model, not a curated record
AUGCAUUCAUCAACUCUCACACUUCUAUUGUAUAUUUUACCCCUAAUAGCUGCACUGACAGCUUGGGAUAUCUAUAAAGACGUCGGCCGCUUCCGGUAUCCCUGGCUGAAUAUGACUCUGAACAACCUUGAGUCUAUCUGCCACCGGAAAGACGGCGCAAGUUUGUACUCUUGUACGAUACAAUUUGACUUUUAUGACUAUAACACUGAAGGCGUUGUCGAUGUCAGUGGCGCGCGCUGCAAUGCGACCUGGCAAUGGGACGGGAUAACCCAUGAAAACGGGCCCAAAAACGGAUUUCCAAGCAACAACGCCAUCUGCUGGAGCACGCCCACGAACAUUUUUAUGUUCAAGGUUGUCGAGUUUCGAUCAGCUUCGAAUUUUGAGAUAUACGUCAGCCACUUGUAUCAAGACUCAAGGUUCUUCCAGCCGCCAUGGAACGGCCGCAAGGCCAUGGUUGAGAUUAAAAUUCCAGACGCCCAUCCAAUACCUCCUUUCGCUCCAUUCGUUCCUCCCGUUGAUCAGUUCGAGUUCAUCGCCACGGCAACAAUUUCAAAGCGCACAGACGGGUUGUCGUAG